This is a messenger RNA of Ilyonectria robusta, 588 nucleotides long. RefSeq lists its product as uncharacterized. The record is from RefSeq and is a predicted model, not a curated record. The annotation marks the transcript as partial. Lineage: Eukaryota; Fungi; Ascomycota; Sordariomycetes; Hypocreales; Nectriaceae. The transcript has a single exon.
AUGACAUACGUCCGCCGGGACUCUGGGCUCCUGGUGGACUAGAGACGGCUAUCACUAAUCCGAGACAUCCUAUGGCUUACGGUCAAUAAUAUCACAAUAGUCAACUUCUACCGCCAAAACGAUGAUAGCGAUGCAUUGGAUACCCUACUACAAUGACCCGUCCCGGACCGUUGCCUUGUGGCAGGAGGCUUCAACGCCAAACACCAUACAUGGCAGACGGGCCGGCCAUCAGACCGGGGUAAUGAUAUCGCCUCUUGGGCAUCGGAAAACAAUCUCAGCCUACUGAACACCGCUGAUAUACCCACGAACCCGCACGGCAACACCAACGACCUCGCCUUUACGAAUAUAUGCCCCUUGCUGAAGCCAACGUUGAAGACCACCUAGCCACUAGCUCCGACCACUUCACGCUCAGCUUAAUGUUCCCUGAUAUCAGCUUGGCUCCAACACAACCUGGCAAAGUUUGCCUUACGACUGACGAUGUGGUCUACAAGACGCAACUAGACAAAGCCAACGCCCUCCGCCGUGCCACACUAGAACGUCGCACCACAGAGGAUGAUAUCCCGGACCCUUGGAUUUCAGUCAACCCCC